Messenger RNA from Penaeus indicus, 759 nucleotides. RefSeq lists its product as uncharacterized. Lineage: Eukaryota; Metazoa; Arthropoda; Malacostraca; Decapoda; Penaeidae. Bases 1 to 759 code for a protein of 252 amino acids. The record is from RefSeq and is a predicted model, not a curated record. The transcript has 3 exons.
AUGAUAUUCGCGGCGCGGCAGAUACAGGAGAAAUGCCGAGAGAAACAACAACCGUUCUAUGAGUUGUUCGUCGACCUGACAAAGGCGUUCGACACGGUCUCGAGGAGCUUAUGGUUGCUCCUACGCAAGUACGGCUGCCCAACUGGUUUCAUCGAACUAGUACGUCAACUGCACGACGGCAUGGAAGCGCGGAUAAUUAGUGGUUCGGACACAUCUGAGCCGUUCUCGGUCUCCCACGGAGUCAAACAAGGCUGUGUUAUUACACUGACUCUAUUCGCGCAUAGCGAAGCCGAUUUUCAGCAGAGUCUGGACCAACUGCACACGGCCUGUCAGCGCUUCGGCCUCAAGAUUAGUGUUAAGAAGACGGUGGCCAUGUUCCAGCCCGCACCGGUUGGCCUUAACGACACAAUCGACGGUCAACUGUUACAAGUGGUCGACAAAUUCGCAUAUUUGGGCAGCUGCAUCAGCAGCGAUGGUACUAUGGACGCCGAGAUCGACUGUCAAAAUCAAGGUGUAACAGGCUAUGGUUCUGUCGACACUUCUGUAUGGAUAAAGCGCUUGAUCGGGCGUCGUGGCGUCUCUCAUUAUAUCAAGGCGCCCGACGCCUCGACGAACUUAGAGCAGAGCGGCGGAAAGCCCAGAGAACAAGGGCUAAAACGAUGGCUCAACUACCACCUAGCGGGCCAACCCACGCGAGGGCGGAGAGUCAGUGAGAAGCUCGACACUGCAACCCUCGAACCCGAGGCGCAGCGACGAUGA